AGUAGACUUAUAGCCAGUUGUUCUUUAUUUAAAAUUCUUAUCGCUGCUCUGUGAUGGCCGACUCUCAACUUAAAAGUAUUGUAAUAGGAGACCAGCAGAAAUCUCAUCCUCCCGUUCAUUCUGUAAAAUUCUCUCAUCGAAUCAGCGAGACCAGUCAAGACCAUGAUGAUAGUCAUGAGGAAAGUGAAAACUCGGAAGGGUACAGUUCUAAAAAAACGGCGAUUGUAAAUAUUUCAGAAGACCAUGCAAAAGGCAGUAAUAUGUCUGAUCAACAUCAUCUCAAUGAUAGUGCAUCUCAAAUAUCAUACGAGGAUCGAUUACCAAAGGGCGUUAUGAAAGUCAACCGUUCUAUGAGCAGUUCGCUGACCAGUCAAUACCCUUAUGCGCGUGAAAUCAGCGAGACAUUGUCUAGUAAAAUUACGCAAAUGCGCUGGUGUGGUUUAGCGUUGGCUGUAAACUCAAUUUGUAUAUACUACGUAUGUAGAAUGUCAGGCGGGAUCGAGUUUCCUCUUCCAUAUACCGUUGUAACCAGUAUUGGUUGUGUGAUUAUUGAAUUGGUACUCUUGAUUUCCAAUAUUCUUACACUGCGUGCUUUGGAUGAUGGUGUUUCUGCCUGGUUUGGAGCUCGACUUACUGAGAAAAAAGGCUUCUCACUAUGCAUUUGUGGAUUUUUUCAAGCUCUUCCGUUUCAAAAGUGGUCGUUUGCUAAUCAGCUAUCACUUAACAGCACUUGCCGAAGCCUCUUUGCACGCAUAUCCAUCAUUUGGAUUUUGUUGGAAAUGAUGAAAUGGCUUACACCAAUCAGCGCGACUGCCAUGUCUGGAGAGAGCGUGAAAAUAGACAGCGGAACAGUUGAAUGUAUUAGUUAUCUACAGGCAGGAUCCCCUGUUGACCGUUUGCUUCCUAAUCUGCAAGGUGAGGCGGGAUAUGCUGAGCUCGUGUUUGGGAGUGCCAUGGGUAACUUGCAAUCCGAAAAAGACGUGAACGAAACAGUUUUUAUGAUGUCGCCUCAAAUCAUUGGUGCUGUGAAUGACGGUGAUACCAUUAUCGGGCCAGGCUUUGUAACUAGUAUUCAUACAAGUUGCCUAUGUAGUACCAAAAACAGUACUCAGCUUCAAUCAUUGGGCCUCUCGAGUUCUGCAGUGACAGAUUUACUGAGCAACAGUGCAACUCUUGGAUUUAAUGUUGGGUUUGCGUCAAAUGUUGAUCUUUCAGAUUCCACUUCCAACAUCAAAGUUCAAAUGCUUUUUACUGGAGUCAAUGUUUGUGGAGGACAAAAUGCUACACUUGUUCCACUUUGCACAUCUGUCAUCUCAAAUCAUUCCAAUGCAGUGGUUGUUGUGGAGUAUAUGACAGAUGGAACUACUGCUUCGGUUGCUCCAAGAUCUGUUGAUGUGCGAUCAGUAGGCUCGCCUGCUGAUAUGCAGACCUGGCUUUCUGCAGCUCUUGUAUCCAUUCUUGGUGGUCAAUCCAGCUCAGUCUCUCUGGCACCAACUGUACCUGGAGUUCUCAAUCCAUUGCUGUGGUGGACAUCUCCAGAUUUGAUGGCUGUUGAUCCGUCGCGUAUCGAAAGCGGAGUUGAAACUAUGAUUGCCAUUUUACUUCGAGGAGGUAUUCAGCGAACCUACACCACUCGCGGAAGCAUGUGUAAUCGAAACGUUGCAUUGGUCACCAAAAGUAUUGUUAAAAUGGCACAAUAUGGUAUAAGCGUAGCUCUUUUCAUUCUAUUUGUACAACUCCUAUUCACUUUAAUUGCCAUUCUCGCAUUUAUUCCAUGGAUUAUGUGUAGUAGCCCCAUUGGUGCAGGCGUUCGAGCUAUCCGGGAACCUGUAUAUUUUACCACUCUCUUGAACAGUUCCAGCGUAUGCCAAGGAUUUGAUCAACUCUGCAAUGCUCAACUUCAUUCUAUCUGGCAGCACUUGGACGUUGUGGUGCGAAUUGGUGAACCAAUUGGAUCAAGUUCUGAAGUCAUUGGACGUAUUUCCAUGGAUCGUCCCAAAUUAAUCACUUGGAUGACAAAUGGCAAAAAAUAUUUUUGAUGGCUGUAAACCACCUUUUAAACUUUAAUUCUCGACUAUUUUGUACAAUGGUAGCUUGAUUGUGAUUUAACAAAUACCAACUUAUAUCAAUAAACUGACCAUUCAAG
Messenger RNA from Batrachochytrium dendrobatidis JAM81, 2146 nucleotides. RefSeq lists its product as uncharacterized. The transcript has a single exon. Bases 54 to 2039 code for a protein of 661 amino acids. The record is from RefSeq and is a predicted model, not a curated record. Lineage: Eukaryota; Fungi; Chytridiomycota; Chytridiomycetes; Rhizophydiales.